Messenger RNA from Rotaria sp. Silwood1, 669 nucleotides. The record is from the annotation of a GenBank genome assembly. Lineage: Eukaryota; Metazoa; Rotifera; Eurotatoria; Philodinida; Philodinidae.
AUGAUUAGACUUGAGUCUAUUACUGUUGACUUUGAACUUGCCGUAAAAAAUACAUUUUAUAAACAUUUUCCACAUGUUAAAGUAAAAGGAUGUCUUUUUCAUUAUGAAAAAGCACUUUUUCGAAAUUUCGUCAAUUUAAAUUUAAAAACACCAUUUCAACAUGAUGAAAGUUUACGUGUCUGGUUUAGAAGCUUUGCUGCAAUUGCACUUUUACCAGAAACGGAUGUGGAUGAAGCAAGUCAAUAUUUAUACUCAAGAAAGCCAUUAUUAUAUGAAAAAGAGAUUGAUUCAUUUUUGGAAUAUCAUGAUAAAACGUAUGGUAUUAAUAGUAAUUUUCCACGAACAAUGUAUAAUCACUAUAGAAAUCUUAAUCCACGUACAAUAAAUUAUCUUGAAGGACGUCAUAAUAGAUGGAAAAAAAGAGCUAUAAAACCUCAUAAUGAUAUAUAUGCAUGUAUUGAUAUGUUUAAAAAUGAACAACUAUUAGCUGCAGAUGAAAGACAAAGACAUGAAGCAGGAGCAGCUCCACCGAAACGUCGAAAAAAUACUCGAAUAGCCGAAGAAUCAUUGAGUCGAUUAUGGGAUAAAUUAGAAAAAAAUCAAAUUAGUAGAGAAAAUUUUUUAAAAUAUGCUGGACUUCGUUAUUUUCAAUACUUAAAAAUUGAAUGA